AUAAUAUCAAACAAAAACAUUUAAUUAAGAGAAUGUCUGCGACACAAGUCUUUGCAAAGUUCGACAAGAACAACGACGGUAAACUUUCAUUACAAGAGUUUCACAACGCAGCUCUUGCUUUUUGUAAAACCUUUUCUGAGGGAGAGAUCAAGGCCAUGUUUAAUGAUAUGGACGUGGAUGGUGACGGCCAAGUCGGCGCUGCUGAAUUUACGUCGUGCAUUGAAAAGAUGUUGAAGGAAGUCUUCGAUUUUUGUGACGUUGACGGUGAUGGAAAGAUACCAGCCGAUGGGUUGUAUGUGAGUAUGACUAAGCUAGGGAAAAAGUGCACUAAGGAUAGUUGCGCCAAGAAGGUUCAAAUUGCUGAUGCAGAUGGUGAUGGUCAUUUGAACUUUGAGGAGUUUAUGGCCAUGGUCUUUAGUGACAUUUAAAGAAGAGUAAAU
This is a messenger RNA of Raphanus sativus (radish), 440 nucleotides long. Its product is annotated as probable calcium-binding protein CML34. Gene Ontology annotation, molecular function: calcium ion binding; enzyme regulator activity. The transcript has a single exon. The record is from RefSeq and is a predicted model, not a curated record. Bases 33 to 428 code for a protein of 131 amino acids. NCBI's taxonomy places the organism in Eukaryota, Viridiplantae, Streptophyta, Magnoliopsida, Brassicales, Brassicaceae.